AUGAAUGUGUUCCUCUUACAGAUAACUUGCCCCGGAGUGCUGUUGAAAGACAAAGAGGAGCUCUAUCUCAGUGUCUCUAUACUUGGGCAGUACAAAAAAACUCGGUGUGUCCCUGCAGCAUUUCCACUUUUCUUUCAAGAAAAACUAGUAUUUGAAAAGACAUUUGCUAAUAUAGUUGAUCCUGGAGACCUUGUGGAGUUGCUAGAAGUUGACACAGCAGUACUUGAACUAAUACAGCUCGUUCCUCCAGUUGGAGAAAUUCUUGCUACUUAUGAAGAGAAUACAAGAGAUUUCCUGUUCCCUGACCCUAAGCUUACCUGUCGGCACCAUGGUAUAGAUCGUGAGAUUUUAAUGAAGAGGUCCUCUUACUUUACUGGAAUUGCACCAAAAUUGAGAUUUUCUACGAGCUCCCUUAUUACUGAAAGUCUGUUAAGCUCAGGAAGGAGUCACGUACAGGAUGAUUUGAAUUGGGUGCAUCACUCAACUCCAAAUGGAAAACUGCAAACAAAGUUACCAAAGAAAAACAUGCUUUCACCUGAGAAAAGCAGGCACAGCGUAGCAAGAAAGAACUAUGAGCAGCCUACCAUAGCUUCCAAGUCACGUUCUCCAUCUCCGUACACAAAAAGACGGAUGUGUGAGCUGUCAGAAGCAGCCAGGCAACGACUGGCCCACCUAAACCUUGGUCCUUACGAAUUCAGAAGAGAAACUGAUAAGCCUCCAUUUGUAGUUAGACGGGUAGAACAACCAAGUCCUGGAACUGAGCUUUAUGCCUGCUCUACCCUGCGAGAAGGCACAAUGGAAGCUUGGUCCAAGGUAACCCCUGGUCAGUAUUUAAUACUGUUAUCUCUCAUUAAUGCUUUUUUUUUCUCCAGUAGUUUAGUCGGGUGUGUUUUUUGUUUUGGUUUGAAACAAUCUCUAAUGGAGAAAAACCUGCUCCUCUUUGAUAGGAAGAAUAAGAGCACUGAAUAACCCUAUUGUUGCAAA
Messenger RNA from Meleagris gallopavo (turkey), 984 nucleotides. The record is from RefSeq and is a predicted model, not a curated record. Lineage: Eukaryota; Metazoa; Chordata; Aves; Galliformes; Phasianidae.